Coffea arabica (coffee) is the source of this 413-nucleotide messenger RNA. Lineage: Eukaryota; Viridiplantae; Streptophyta; Magnoliopsida; Gentianales; Rubiaceae. The record is from RefSeq and is a predicted model, not a curated record.
AUGAAGAGGCUCUUUGUGGCAUUCCUGCUAAUCUUUGCUCUUCUCCUUAGCAAUUCCUUCAUUGAACCAACAAUGGGGGUCUCAGUGUAUUGCACCCGCGAAUGCAAGGCUAGGUGCGCUAAGGCUGGUGUGCGGGACCGAUGCUUGAGGUACUGCAAAAUAUGCUGUGGAAAAUGCAAGUGUGUUCCUUCAGGAACACAUGGAAACAAGCACCAGUGCCCUUGCUAUAGGGACAUGAAGAACUCCAAGGGGAAGGCCAAGUGUCCUUGACCUAUAGAUUCAGGAACAAAAUAAAGGUGCAUGGUUCAGGUUCAAGGUGUAAUUUUCACAGUAUAUGUCCAACACAUCGUUCUUGCUCAUGUUACCAGUGAUCGAGAUAGAUGUAUUUCUAAAUAAGAGAUCCAUUACGUGGG